Molecule: messenger RNA, 773 nt
Organism: Mya arenaria
Lineage: Eukaryota; Metazoa; Mollusca; Bivalvia; Myida; Myidae
Exons: 3
Coding region: 58-420 (120 amino acids)
Source: RefSeq, a predicted model, not a curated record
GGCGUAUAGAAAAUAACUGCCAAGGAAAAAGGAAGUGACCUGCAACGAUUUAUCAUUAUGACUUUGGGCUUAGCAGGCUCGCCGAAAACUGUCGAAGUGACACUCAAUGUGUUUUCGGGAAUGCCCGAUCCCGUGUUCGUUGUUCACUCAAAUGACGACAAUUAUGACGCCAUAGUGCAGAAGGCUAGCGAGCAGAGUACCAAAUUGCCAUCAGUCCUUGGCUAUAAAGGCUUUACCAUAAAGGAAUACCAUGGGUCUACGGUGUCCAGAUCCAGCACUGUGGGUCGAUGCACACGUCCAGACUUUGAACUUCUAUUGCUGAACACCAUUACUGGAAAGGUUCCGAAAGGCGAAGAUCAAACUAUCGACAAUUACCUAUUGAAUCACGCAAAACUCGACAUCCAAAAUUUCACCAGUUGAACCUACGCUCGAAUGACAGAAAAAUUGAGUAUAAUAAUCCAAAUGCAAAAAUUGUUAGUCAAAUGUUCUGAACAUCAAAUGACACUCACGUUCAAAUAUUUUGUUUAGUAUGAACUUCAGCUGGGAUCAUAUUCAUUAAGCAACUAAGAUUGAACUAAAAUAUAAGAAACUAGAAACUAAGUGUUUUGAUUGGCCUGGUUGAAUGGAAUCACUGAGGCAUGUUUAAGGAUAAGAAUAAAAUAAAUGUUGAAAACUGGCCCAGAACAAUUUCAUUAGUUUGUUUUUUUAUUGUAAUUAAGCAACGUAUGAAAUAGACAUUUGGUAUUUCCUUUCUGCCGUUUCUAACUUUGAAU